AGCAGAUAAGUCUUCUGGUCAGUCAGGUUUCCAGAUGACUGCCCGAUUCCUUGUUCCGCGCGACGCGCAGCCGAGCGUCGUCCAGAGCGGGACGUAACUCGGUCGCCCGGAGGUCUCCGAGUCGCGAACAUCCCGAAGAAGUUCCUCUCGAGUUCCGGGACACCUCUGGCGACGACGCGGACCUAACGUCGCGUGAAGUCCUCCUCUAAACCGGGAAAAAUCCUCCGCACCUUCGGCAACGACCGCGACUCUCGUGACAGAGAGAAGCAAUGAACGAAGUGGCGUAAAAAAGAAAAUCCGGGAGAAUUUGGAGAUAUCUCAGAGCCUCUCCCUCCGGAAGAGAUCCAAACCAUCCACCGAUAACAUCCAUGGCAUCGAUUGCAUCGACACCCCGGCUGCAAUCGCGGGGUCCAAGGGCCCCCAUGGUGAACGGGGUCCGCCAUCUUGAAAUCCCCCCGUGCCAUCGGUAGGACUCUCGGCCGGAUUUUACGGUGCUUUACCCAGGAGAUAAUGGCCCCGAAGAAGCGAAAGGGGGCACCUGCUAGUGCGAGUCGAACCCGAGGGUGAUUCCGCGCGUUCUUUCGACGCCGGUAUUUCUUUUAGAAUUUCUCCUGACUGGAUGUCUGGGUGCAGCGUCUGCUGCUCCCACAAGUGUACAGAUGGCAAGCGCUGCUGGCGAUAUAUGAAUGCCUCGGAGAUGGGGGCCGACGCUCCCCCGGAAUGAGAAUACGACCCUCGGUUUUAAUCCUCGAGGUAAACCACGAUGGACGUCGAGUUGGUGACGAGGAACUCCCUGUCUUCCUUGCAGAAGGCCGGGGAGGGUCGAAUCGUCUCCCCCGAUAAUCUCGAGGACUGGACAUGGACGAGUCUCAGAAGGCAGUUCAAGUACAAGAAGAGCCUGGAGAAGCUCUACGUCUUCUACCAGAGAAGACUGCAGAAUGGGUAUCUCUCUCUUUUCGUGCUCCUGCAGCUGGUGCUCGGUGUCGUCCACUGCACGAUAUUAAUCGCGAUGGUUAACGUGGAGGAGUCCUUGCCGGACGUGUUGACCUACAGCGUGGUGGGCGCUCUACUUUGCCCGGUGAUAGCGCUGUCCUUCCGGCCGAAGCUCAUCGCGAAGAAGACGUACCUCCCGGUGGUCCUGUCGGGUCUGAUCAUCGGUAUCUUGGUCAUCGGGGAUCUGGCCAUACCACUGUACUACACCCUGACGUACGCCGACGACAUUCCGGCGAUAAGACCGGCCUAUGCCACUCAUGCUCUUCUGGUAUGCUACGUGUUCUUACCCCUGACGGAGAACCUGCACGCCUUCGUCCUGGGCAUCACCGCCACCCUCUGUUACCUCGCUUGUUUAUCUCUAGUUACGUACCGAAACAUGCCGGAUUACGCAGGCAGGAUCACGGCGGACACGAUAUACUUCGCCUGCGUGAACGGCCUUGGCCUCUACUUUCGGUUCAUGAACGAAGUCGUGAUAAGGAGGUCUUUCCUGGAUCGCCGGAAAUGUGUGGAAUCAACCCUCAGACUAAAUUACGAGAAGGACCAGGAGGAGCAAUUAACUCGCAGCAUCCUACCCCAGCACUUCGCAGCGAAGAUCAAGAAGGAGUUCCGGGACAUCUUCAAGUUCAUCGAGGAGCACAAGAAGCCGCCGCACAAACGGAGACCCUACAACAACCUCUACGUGGAAACGCAUAAUAACGUGAGCAUCCUGUACGCCGACGUGGUGAAUUUCUCCGGAUUAACGGUGACCUUACCGGUGACCAAGCUGGUGGAGACCUUAAACGACCUCUUCGGCAGCUUCGACGAGGCCUCCGAGAAGCACAACGUCCUCAGGAUUAAAUUUCUGGGCGACUGUUACUACUGCGUCAGUGGAGUGCCCACGCCGAACUCACAGCACGCGAAGAGCUGCGUGGACCUAGGCCUCGAUAUGAUCCAAAUCAUCAAGGCAGUCCGCGCCAGAGUUCGCCAAGAAAGCGGCGUGGACGUAAACAUGAGGAUCGGGGUCCACUCGGGUACCAUCAUCUCGGGGAUCCUCGGUGCCAACAAGUGGCAAUACGACGUCUGGUCAAGGGACGUCGUGAUCGCCAACAAGAUGGAGCAGACCGGGAAGCCCGGGAAGGUUCACGUCACUCAGCAAACGUUGGAUCUGCUGGAUGCAAGUCAGUACGACUGCGUGCCGGUCGAAAGCUUAAACGACGAGACCUUGAAGAAGUACAGCAUCAAGAGCUACCUGAUCACGCCCUCGGGGUCGGACAGUCCAGAGCCGAAUUCAAAGAACAGCGAGAACCUCGUGACGCCUCCAACUACGCCGAGUACGCCUCCGUCCAGCAGCAAGCUGUACGUCAGGUGGUACACGUCGAGGGCGAGUUCUUCCGGAGUGACGGGCAGGAACACUCGACGACUUACGUCGACGGUGAAUGCCGACGUCUACGCGAGCACGUUUCGUAGGAGGACGCACUUCAUGGACUCCUGUCUUCGAGAUUACCACCUGAUGCUGAAGGCGGCCGACGCCGAGAUGGAGACCGCCAUCAACCAGAUGCCGCUCAGCAAGUGGGAGCAAUGGUGCAAGUGGGAGCACAUCAAUCCGCUGUUCCUGACCUUUCAACACUGGAGCUGGGAGAUGCCCUUCCUGCGGGAGCCGGACCCCCUCUUCAAGUUCUACAUUGGCUGCACGCCGGUGGUUUUGCUCUCUAUGGGCUUGAUCUUCAUGGUUCCCACCUUAACAUUGUCGGAGUGGCACCUGAGUACAACCGUUGGCUACACGGCGGCGAUGAUCUUCUUGGUCACCUUGGUGCCCCUUACCUGGACCCACUUUGUCUGGAACAGGUGCAAGGACCCCCACGACGAGCAGGAGGGCCAGGUGCCCCAGCCCCGCAACAAACUCUUGCACUUCAUGUACCAGACGAGCAUAAAGGUGGCCUGGAGUGCGUUUCUCAGGACCAUGUUAUACUUGGUCAUCAUCGUCAUGCUCGCAGCCUGCGCAAUGUUGGACAUGAUGUUUGAGUGUCAAAAUUCGGAUAAGCUGGGAAGCAACAACGUCACGUCGACAAUAGCCGGACCGGGGUCGGCGAAGGCGGAGUGCAUAUCCUCCCCUUGGCAAAUGACGGAGACCUGUUCUUUGGCGAUUCUGACCAGCUUCCUCUUCCUGCGCGUCCACUUCAUCUUGAAGUUCCUGAUAGGCUGCACGAUCGUCACAUUCUACACCUGGAACAUAUGGACGAACAGGUCGUUAAUAUUUCAGUCAGGCGACACUUGGAAUCCGCACUUGGAGCCGAGGCUAGCACACAUUCUGAGCGUAGCUUUCCUUACGUUCUCCCUGCAUCUAAUCGAUCGCCAGGCGGAGUACUUGAACAGGCUGGAUUACCAAUGGAAGCGGCAGCUGACAAAAGAGCAAGACGAAGCCUUCCACACAAGAAACGCGAACAAACUGCUGCUCCGCAACAUCCUCCCGGAGCACGUGGCGGAGUUCUACCUGAACAUGAACCGAACCGAAGAAAAUGGCCGUUACCACGAGGCUUACGACACCGUAGCCGUGAUGUUCGCCACCCUGACCGACCUCUCCAUAGACGAGAGCGUCAUCCUGGAGCGACCGAUGUUGGUCGUGCUCAACGAGAUCAUCUGCGAGUUCGACAAGCUGCUCUUCGACCCCAGCUUCGCCUGCAAGAUCGAGAAGAUCAAGAUCGCCGGCACUACCUACAUGGCGGCUUGCGGCCUGGAGGCGACGAGACGCGACUCGGUGCACAGCAUGGAGAGCGACGACAACAACGAGGACCACGUGGUGAAGAUCAUGGCGCGAUUCGCAGCCCAGAUGAUGUCCGUGCUGGACAGGCUUAACGUGGAGUCGUUCUCGAGAUACAAGUCCUACAAUUUAAGGAUAGGCAUAUCUCACGGGGAGGUGACAGCAGGAGUGGUCGGUGCCCAGAAGCCUCUCUACGACAUCUGGGGCGACGCGGUGAACAUGGCGUCGAGGAUGGACACCACAGGGGUGCCGGGCAAGAUCCAGGUGACGAAAGAGACCGCGGCCGUCCUCGAGCAACACGGGGUUAAGUGUUUCCUUCGAGGAGAGACCUGGGUGAAGCCGAAGGGGCUGGUGACCACGUACUUCGUCGGCGUGGACGAGAAGCGACAAUUGCAGAGAGUGGACUCCAUCGAGGAGACCAGUUUAUGACGAAAUGUAUCAGGGGAAAAAGGUCGCACGAAUCGAGGCGGGGUGCUCAGGGGGCCAUUUAAACCGAGCGCAAGAUUUAAAGGGCGACGAGCCGCCAUUGCGCCCUGGCGCUAAUCAAAAUUCGGUGAUAUUCCGUAAAAGCGCAUUAGGGGGAAAAAUGAGUUAACGUUAGAGGGAAGUAGGGCAUAAGUCGCGUUCAAUUAUACCAUUACGUUGGUCCAAACAAUCUUCAGUACCUGAAGGACGAUCGUGCGGUUGUCCUACCCGGGAAAGUCGAGACGACACCCUCGGGAAGGCCCUCCGUCUCUACAGCUAUGUGAUAUCUACCAUUGUGCAAGGCACUCGUGCGUAAUCGCACGCAAUCUUCCAGAAUCUUAUCGCGUAACUGGCCAAAGAAUUAUUAAUUACGUUAUUUUCUUUUCUUUUCUUUUUUUUUUUCUCGCGCAUCCGCCGGCGACGUCGGGGAUAGGUUUAUCGAUACUUCGUAGGCCUUUGGUUGUUCUUAGUUGUACUUAGGUUUAGAAAUUCCGUUCCGCUCUUGACUAAUGUAGUCCAUAAGCGCGCGACGAUAUUCCGGACGAUAAUCGCGCGACUACGUGGACCUUUUAAUAUUUUUCGAGGCAUCGUAUUUAUAUCCUCAUCUCUGUCGUCUCAUCCCACGUACGGUCACCCUCUGUAACAUCCGCGAGAAGCUGCGGGGAUUUUAUUUUUCUACAAACGCGCAUCACCCGACGCGUGCCCUCGCGUUUUUACAUGUAAAUAAUCAUGUACAUAUUUAUUUACGACUGUACGACCAACGUGUGUUAAGAUUAAGGACUUUAAUAAAAGUAUUUAUUG
Orussus abietinus is the source of this 4996-nucleotide messenger RNA. RefSeq names its product adenylate cyclase type 2 (gene ACXD). Lineage: Eukaryota; Metazoa; Arthropoda; Insecta; Hymenoptera; Orussidae. The coding region runs from base 764 to 4159 and encodes 1131 amino acids. Gene Ontology annotation, molecular function: adenylate cyclase activity. The record is from RefSeq and is a predicted model, not a curated record. The transcript has 20 exons. Gene Ontology annotation, biological process: intracellular signal transduction; adenylate cyclase-activating G protein-coupled receptor signaling pathway; cAMP biosynthetic process.